CUCUCUCUCUCUCUCUCUCUCUCUCUCUCAGAGUCAUCCAUGGCUGCUAUUCCCCAACCCUCUCAGCCAUCUCCUACUCAAAUUUCCAAGAUGACGACAUAUAUUAAGAAAGUAGCUGAAUCACCUGGGCUCACCUCUAUUCCUUCCAGUUACGCUUUUACCCCUAGUCCCAAUGUUCAAGCAGUUUCUGAAGACCCAGAAGACUCAAUUCCAAUCAUUGACUUCUCUCUACUCACUUCUGGUACUCCUGAUCAACGGUCCCAACUUAUCCAAGAGCUUGGCCAAGCCUGCAAGUACUGGGGCUUCUUCAAGUUGAUCAACCAUGGUGUUCCGGAGAGCUUAAUGGAGGCAAUGAUAGAAGGCAUUAGAGGAUUUUUCAAUCUGACAGACGAAGAAAAGAGAGAGUUCGAAGGGAAAAACCUUUUCGACCCAAUCAGCUGCGGAACCAGCGUCAAUACAUCAAUGGAAAAGGUUUUUUACUGGAGGGAUUAUCUCAAGGUCUUUGUACAUCCUGAGUUUCACUUCCCCAACAAACCUGCAGGAUUCAGUGAGCUUUCAUUAGAGUAUUGCGAAAGAACACGAGGACUAGCAAGGGAAUUACUUAAAGCAAUAUCAGAGAGUUUAGGGUUGGAACCCUUCUACAUUGAGAAGGUCAUGAAUUUAGAUAAAGGUUUACAAAUGUUAUAUGCAAACUUUUACCCACCCUGUCCACAGCCAGAACUUGCAAUGGGCUUGCCACCACAUUCGGACCAUGGCUUCUUGUCUCUUGUCACACACAAUGGAAUUGGUGGCUUCCAACUACAACACAAUGGGAUGUGGGUCAAUGUUAAUGCCAUUCCCAACUCCUUUCUAGUUAACAUUGCUGAUCAACUUGAGCUGUGGGCACAAGCGCCCCCCAUCGCGGAUGCUGCAGAUGUGGUUUCCUCAUAAGAAGUACACGUCGGCCUAGGAUGGACCGAGUGAAGGGUGAAAAUGGAGUCACUACCUAGAUUAGGUCUAGGAAUCAUAUGUAUGACGCCCUUAUAUGAAGGACUAAUCUUAACAGAGCAUGUAUCUGGAGUUUUGGUAUGGGGAUAAGAAGGUGUUAGGCACCCAACCCCACCUGAUCCGUAGGUUGACCUUAACUCAUUGUGUUCCAAAUCCUAAUCUCAUCAAAGGGACUUCUAAUAAGUUAUUCUAAACUCACACACACACACACACUAACAUGCAUCUAACAUCCAAACAUGGCAUAUCACAACAAGUGCAUAAGAAGCCUACCAUUUAUAUAACAUGGCAUUCACAUUCAUUUACCUAAGGGCAGCAAGUAUAUCACAAGGCAGUAGCAUUAAAUUAUCAUCAAGCACAAACCAAAUAUCACAGCGUCAUGGCAUCAAUCAAGCAUGUUCAUCAUAUUCAAGCACAGCAUCAUGGUAUUAAUCAAAUCAAAUGCAUGUUCAUGUAAUUAUGCAUGACUCACCUUACUUAUCAAUGCAUGUUCAUAGUUUGUUGAACAAGAUGUUCAUAGCCAUGCCACAUUGACAAUGACUAGACACAAUUAUUAGGCCAGCACCAGAGUUUGUUGACAAUGAAGGUCAUCCACUUGCAUGUGUUGAAAUAACGUACAAGGAUUUUUUGGAAUUGCAACAAAGUGGCAAACUUAGUUAUAAAUUCCAGUUGGAUUUUGAACAAAUUAGCAAAGGAGCCUGUGCUCGUUGAUUGCUUUAACGUAACUGAUCUCCGAAUAUAGUGUUUGAUAAUAAAA
This is a messenger RNA of Quercus lobata, 1741 nucleotides long. Its product is annotated as protein DMR6-LIKE OXYGENASE 2-like. NCBI's taxonomy places the organism in Eukaryota, Viridiplantae, Streptophyta, Magnoliopsida, Fagales, Fagaceae. The transcript is spliced from 4 exons. Bases 40 to 930 code for a protein of 296 amino acids. The record is from RefSeq and is a predicted model, not a curated record.